UCAAAUAAAGCUGAAAAAUGUUGUUUCUUGGUGUCAGAUAAGGACCGCCAGACGGUUUUCAUCUCACUAACGGUCAUCAGCCUGGUGGGCAGCUUCCUUUUUUUCCUGAUCCAGCGGCCAGACCCUGAACCUGCGCCUACUGAUGCCUCUGAGUCACUACUACCAGCAGACAUCUCUGAUAGUAGCUCUGAGGUUCCAUCCCAGAGUCUGUGCUCUCAGGCAUUUGAGGCAUUCAAGAGAUCCAUACAGCUAGCUGUGACCAAAGAGAUGCUUUUACUGAGCAUACCCUUUGCAUACUCUG
Molecule: messenger RNA, 301 nt
Organism: Sinocyclocheilus rhinocerous
Lineage: Eukaryota; Metazoa; Chordata; Actinopteri; Cypriniformes; Cyprinidae
Product: UNC93-like protein MFSD11
Exons: 3
Source: RefSeq, a predicted model, not a curated record